AUGACUGCCGUUCCUCCUAGCCCCUCGGACUGCCCUGUUCCCAUUUCCCACCCUUCGUCCUUUCCAGGACUGCCCUCAGUAUUUUUUAUUUUUAUUUUAUUUUUACCUUUGGGUAGCUUGCUCCCCUCUUCUAUACCCUACCAUAUCCAUCCCAUCACAAAAAGGGAGAGGGAGGCUGCAGCUGCGGCCCGUUGUUUCGUCAAAUCCUACGCCGGGGUCCUGCAUGCUGUGACUAGGCGGGACGAGACAACAAAGGAGAAAAGGGUUCAAGACGAGAAACGAAGCGAGUCCAGGAACAAUCAAACACCUUUUUUCGAUCGCCCGCCGCGGGGCGGGCCUGCGAUAGCUCCCAACAUGGAAGAGAAGCACAAAUUCAUUAUCCCGGCCCACGAACGGCGGCAACCCGGAACCGUCACUGUCGACCCUACUUCGCCGACAGAAGAAAUAACAACAUCACAACCCGAGGCCCCAAGGAUACAGCACGUUGACCACUCAUAUCCUCAAUCAGCCCAUCUCCGAGAUGUCCCCGAUGCGUCACCGCCAUAUCCGGAUGCGAUAACAAUCGGCACGGAGCGGCCAGCCCCUGCUGUCUCACGACAUGCCCCAGCCGGGGCGGCGGUAGCGGCACCUGACCUCGAACAGCAGGGCGGCCUGAAAGGCUGGAUCCGGAGGGUCGAUGGCGCGGGACAGGUUGACGGAAAGUCGCGAAAAACCAUCCUUGGCCUGACCGUGUUCCGGUUCUGGGCCGCGGUCGCUCUGGGCGUUGUGAUUGUCGGCGUCGCCAUCGCCGUCGGUCUGGGGCUGGGGCUGGCUAACCGUAGCCACAAUACGACAUAUUCGGUAGUAGACUCCGGCGACCCGACGACAGUUACGCAAAUCCUCGGCGUCCCUUCCCCGGCUCCGAUUAACCCGUACUGCCCGCUGUACCAUGACUCCUGGACAGCAAGCAACACUACGGUGACGCCCUACGACGCCUCUGGCUCCCCGAUCCGCUUCAACAACGACCAGGUCAUGUCCUUUGACGUGAUGUGCAACACUUACUGGCCGCAGCGCCAGGGCCUGAAUCCCGGGCUACGCGACAUCCUCGUCAUGACCGUCCCGGACAUGUUGACCUGCAUUACGCUCUGCGCGCAGUACAAUCAGGGCUACAGCGAUGCCGUCGGCGAUGACGUCUACGUCGGCGGCGGAAUCUGUGUGGGUGUCGCGUUGAUCAAAGGCAGAGGCCAGUUUUGUCAUUUGAAGAAUGCGACGGGGAUAAACGACACCGCCGCCGCGGGCGGAUUCGAAGUCGAUUCAGCCGUUCUCACGGGGGAUUGGGCUGGGAUGAACGGCAUAGAGCAGACGCUUGCUUUUGGGGGUAACGUUGAUUUCGGCGCUAAUGGAACGAAUGCGACCACCUCUGGUUAA
This is a messenger RNA of Colletotrichum truncatum, 1407 nucleotides long. The record is from RefSeq and is a predicted model, not a curated record. NCBI's taxonomy places the organism in Eukaryota, Fungi, Ascomycota, Sordariomycetes, Glomerellales, Glomerellaceae.